AUGAGUGAAAAUAAUAGCGACGAUGAUAUAAAAAAGAAUUAUAAUGGGAAAAGAAAGCGAAAAAGUGAUGAAAGUUUCGCUGAGAAGAAGAUAAAGAUCGAGCAUGAUGUGUUUAACUGCAAUGGAAUGAAAGGCGAUGAAGAGGCAUUAAGUAUUGCGUCUUCGUCAAAAUGGUUGAAUCCUGUUGAAAUGUCACAUGUUGUGGACAGUUUCUUCAGGAAUCUUCGAAUUGAUUUGAAACGAUAUUUAAAAGAAGCUGUGCAAAUUUCAAGUAUUUCAUUUGGCGCUGCAAUUGAUUUGUUGCAUAAUUUCCUAGCUGAUGGUAGUAGUAUAACUCUUCAUCCUGAUUUUCCCAAAAAACCUCCAAGUAGUUUCGUUUUAUUUUGUAAAAAACGAGGCGAUGUAAAACAUGGGAUCUGGCACUUUAAAGAUUUAUCGGCAAUGUGGAAAAAUGAUGAUUAUAAAGAAGAAAAAUUAGCUUGUGAAAAGGAAUCGUUGGAUUUACAAAGAAAUUAUAUGGAGAAUCUUGAAAAAUUCAAGUAUUGUGACUUAGAACCUGAAAAGCGCAACAAAAAGUUGCUGAAAAAAUUCAAUAAGCUGAGCGAUGAUCAACGAGCCAUUUAUCAGAGCCUCGCAUCUGCUUUGUAA
Molecule: messenger RNA, 648 nt
Organism: Dracunculus medinensis (Guinea worm)
Lineage: Eukaryota; Metazoa; Nematoda; Chromadorea; Rhabditida; Dracunculidae
Source: the annotation of a GenBank genome assembly